UUAUCUUGUACAGCCUGGAGUGGAGUUUUCCCCCCGGUAGAGGUGGUUGUGGUCUGGUACUUGCUCCAGAAUGCACAGUGGUCCUUGGUGAGGGAAGACCAGAGAAGCCCCUUUUCAGAGUCUGUGCCUAUGUCAAUGCUGAGGACACACUAGAAGUCAGGGGCGACUGGCAAGAGGGGACUCUUGAAACUGAGCUUGACUUGGAGCAGAAUUCUGAGUGCACAAAGGUCUCGGGAACAGGAGAGCAGCUACCCACAAUCUCAGAGCCACAACUGGAUUUUGCAGAGGCUCAGCCCCAGGAAGAUCAAAGUCCGAACCAAGACGAUCAGACCAGCUUGACUGCAGAGCCUGAAGCCCACUCGGCACGUCAUUUUGAGGAACCAGACCCAGCACUUGUGGAGCCAACAGCUUCAAUGCCCAUAGACACUCAGUCUCCCCAGUCUUCUGCACAGCCUCGGUUUGAAUCGAUGCCUUUGGACGAUUUGGCCGAGCCUUCCCAGAACACUGAAGAGACGCCCAAAGGGCAACGUGGGCGUGCAGGGCCUGAGGAAUCUGAUGAGAAAUUCGAGAAAUUAAACUCUCCUGUGGCUGAGUCGGUUGAGUCGGCUGGGCCGGGUUUGUACGAGGUUGUUCACAAGAACGGCGUCCUUGUACGUGCAGCUCCAAGCUGCCAGGCCCCAGUGCUUGGACGUUUGGCUCUCGGGCAGCAGGUUUGCGGAAGGACACAAGGAGACUGGCUCCAGCUGGAUUUGAAGCCCGAUUUAGUGCUUGAUGUGAUUGAUCCAACAUUUAAAUACCCGGAACAACAAGCAGCUUGGGUCCUGGUAGAUGGGAAAGAGAUUGGUUUGGGAAUACUGCUUGAUUGCAGCGCAGCAUCCCAAGCAGAGUCAGCUGAGCGGAAAAACGAUGACAGCUUGGAGAAAAGUGCAGCCUCUCCAGAGGCAGAACCCUCGAGCAAAGAGACCACUGAGACCACUGAGACUAAAGAGACCAAAGAGACGAGUGUAUCUUCACGAGAACAGAAGGUGAAAGCUGCGAAGGCGACAAAGCAUGCAUCCAUGUUGGCGGAACGAGUUGUAGAGCCAGUGGAAUACGUGGUACUGUCUCCAACACCUUUGCACAGUGAGCCAAAAUUUCAGUCUGAAGAGAUUGGAGAGCUUCAAGAAGGCGAUUCACUCCUCGGAUAUCCAGGGAGCUUGUCCUGGGUUCGGUUGGCAAGACCAAGCGAGCCAAAUGAAGAGACAUGGGCUCCGAUCAAAUCAGCGAAGGGAGUUUUCCUGAGUCCCAAAUGGUCGCGACUAGAAUCAGAGGGUGUUUUCAGCGAAGCCCUUGAAGUGAGUUGGCAAGGCCUUGUUGCUCGAAAACCCUAUGUUGCUGCCUAUAGCAUCGAAUGGCGACUUACUCCAGGGGAAGAGCUUCCAAUCGGAGCCGGGCAGGAAACAGACAGGGAAGGCUUCAAAAAGACUGGCUAUGCUUUGAGUCUCAAACCUCGUGCUUUGGUGGAUUUAGGCAGCUCAGGCUCAGGUUACAACAUGUUGCAACUGUCAUAG
This is a messenger RNA of Cladocopium goreaui, 1550 nucleotides long. The record is from the annotation of a GenBank genome assembly. Lineage: Eukaryota; Dinophyceae; Suessiales; Symbiodiniaceae.